Molecule: messenger RNA, 3438 nt
Organism: Fonsecaea monophora
Lineage: Eukaryota; Fungi; Ascomycota; Eurotiomycetes; Chaetothyriales; Herpotrichiellaceae
Exons: 4
Coding region: 1-3438 (1145 amino acids)
Biological process (GO): regulation of translation
Cellular component (GO): nucleolus
Molecular function (GO): mRNA binding
Source: RefSeq, a predicted model, not a curated record
AUGGCAGCAAGCAAGCGGCAAAAUGAGGGUUCCGACUCUACAGCCUCCAAAAGGGCCAGACUGAACAAGGGUCACUCAAGAGCCACGGAUGCGCCUGCGCAAGGAGCUGAAGCCUUCGACCAGGCAAAGAACACUUCGGCGGCGGACUCAAUAAAAGGAACUUCGAAGAGAUCCGAGGGGAGGUAUGGAUCUACGACUCAGAAUGCGUCUGAAAAAUCAGAAACUUUUUUAAAUGGCCAGACCUCUCGCGAAGCCCACGCGAAGCAAAAGGCCCUCGCACAAGGCCGCAAGGCUGCCAAACCUCACGCCGACUCCAUCGCUCGGUCAAAGAAGAUAUGGGAGCGACUGCGUCGCAAAUCCCACGUUCCCAAGCAAGAACGGGACGAGUUAGUCACAGAACUCUUUCAGAUCAUAUCAGGGCGUGUCAAGGAUUUCGUGUUCAAACAUGAUUCUGUGCGGGUUAUCCAAUGUGCCUUGAAAUAUGCGACUCCGGACCAGAGAAAACAGAUUACAACAGAGUUGAAGGGAAGUUACAGAGAGCUGGCCGAGUCCAAAUAUGCCAAGUUCUUAAUAGCAAAGAUGGUCGUGGGUGACGAUGAAAGUCGGGAUGCUGUCGUCGAAGAAUUCUACGGCCACGUGAAAAGACUGAUCCGCCAUCCUGAAGCAAGUUGGAUCGUGGACGACAUCUACAGGACCAUUGCAACGAAGCAUCAAAAGGCCAUCAUGCUCAGAGAAUGGUACGGCCCGGAGUUUGUCAUCUUCGGCAAGUCACAGACGGGCAACACAUCGAGAGAUGAGCAAGUAACAGGUGUACUUUCCGACAUUCUUGCCGAGCACCCCGAAAAGAGAAACCCCAUCAUGUCUCAUCUGCACGAAAUGACGAACCAGCUUGUUCAAAAGAAGACCACAGGUUUUACGAUCCUUCAUGACGCCCUGCUCCAGUACUUUUUGAAUUGCAAACCCGGGAGUCCAGAAGUCACUGAAUUCUUCUCCAUGCUCCGCGAUGACGAGGAAGGAGACAUCUACAAGAACCUCGCUUUCACAAAGUCAGGGUCUCGAUUGCUGUGUCUUUGCCUAGCCCACGGGAACUCAAAGGAUCGAAGGGGCAUAUUGAAGUUUUUCAAGACGCACAUCAAACUCCUCGCGGGCGACCAGUAUGGUCACAGUGUGCUGUUGACGGCGUAUGAAGUUGUUGAUGAUACUGUGAUGACUUCAAAGACCAUCUUUCCGGAACUUCUGAGCAAAGACCUUGAAAUUGAAGCAAGGGAGCAGGAGUUGCUCGCACAGACGGAACACCUUACCGCGCGUAUUCCGCUGCUUUAUCUCAUGUCCCCUGAGGCACCAAAGUGGCUUCUAGGGAAUGAAACAGCUGCACUCAUCUCGGAGGUUCGUGAGAUCCGCAAAGAAACAUCCAAGAAGGAUCCAGAGACACGCCGCAUUGAAUUGGUGAAGAACAUUGCCCAGCCUCUCCUCGACCUCAUCACACACCAAGUGCGUCAUCUCGCACAGUCGACUUUUGGUUGUCAGUUCAUUACCGAGGUAGUGUUUGGUUGUGCUGGGGUUGGUGAUGUACAGGGCGCUUUAGGUGCGAUUGCCGAUUUGGCAACCGAGGCGCCUGAGGAGAAAGAACAGCAAGAAGAAACCGACAAGCUUCUUGCUAUGCCAGCAGUGGGCCGCAUGCUCAAGGCUCUCGUACAAGGUGGACGCUUCAACAAAACGACGAACUCGAUCCAACUGAUCGAUCCUCCUUUGAAAUUUGACGAGUUGUUAUUUCAAAAGAUCCGAUCGAAGGGCGGGGACGAGGAACUCGUGGCCUGGGCAAAUGGACCCAAUAGUUUCGUUAUUGUGGCCAUGUCAGAGGCUGAGAACUUUUCGAUGAAAGAAGAACUAAUGGGUGUGCUGAGAAGAAACAUGGGGAAGCUAGACGGACAGAACAGAGGUGCGGCAAUCAUUCUAGAGAAGAUCGGCAGCGGAGGUCGACAGAGUGGAGGCAAGGAAGACAAAAGCUUGGUGGAUGACGCGGAGGCCAAGCAUACGGGUGCCGACAAGGACAAGACGGAGAAGAAAAGGAUCCUCGCCCGUCUAUUUCUCCUCUACAUCCUCCUGUUCUACUUCCCCGUGAGGAAUUGUCCAUAUCUCCAUCGUCACAUCCUUAUCGUCCUGCCUGACAUCGGUCAAUCUCCUCCCGUCAACGGGGCAUGUGCGGACAUGCAAUCCCCCACUGACUACUCCAAUGGCCACCGCCCGCGCCUGCAAUACAUCGAUCUGGCUUUUGAUAACGAGUCUUUGGACGACUCGGCUCGCGACUUAGUCUACAGAAUACAGCCCAAAUGGAGGGACAGUCCAGGCAAACUUGAAAUUGUCAAAUUCACUGAUGGUAUCACCAAUACUCUGCUCAAGAUAUCGAACCGCAUUCCAGGGCUUUCUGAAGCUGAGAUCGACCGUGACUCUGUCCUCCUACGUGCCUAUGGCAACCACACCGAGAUCAUCAUCGACCGAGAUCGAGAGGCCCGAUCACAUGCUUUGUGCGCAGAACGGGGAUUGGCCCCUCCCCUAUUGGCAAGAUUCAAGAAUGGACUUCUAUACAGAUUCAUCAUUGGUCAAGUCUGUACUCCUCGAGACCUGAUCAGCGAACCUACAUGGCGCGCGGUUGCUAAGCGCUUAGGUGAGUGGCAUGCACGGCUGCCUAUUGCCGCCGUGGCAGAAGAGGAGAAGAAGGAGGCCUCAAGCGGCGCCAAUGGCCAUACUCCGAGUGGUAGUCUUGCUUCGAGGCGGCCUGUACCAAAUAUCUGGUCAGUAAUGCAGAAAUGGGUUACCGCUCUUCCCUGCGACACUCCAAAGAAAGAGGCACGCAAGGAACUGCUCCAGAAAGAACUAGAUCGAUCGUUCCAUGACCUGGACAAUGAGCGAGGUCCCGGCUCGUCAGGCUUCGUCUUUGGACAUUGCGACCUCUUAAGUGCAAACGUUAUCAUGCUGCCAACCGACUGUGCCAGUAGUAAGGCGGGUGACUCGAUGCAGGUCUCCUUUAUUGACUACGAAUAUGCCACGCCUUGUCCUGCAGCUUUCGAUAUCGCCAACCAUUUUGCCGAAUGGGGUGGCUAUGACUGUGAUUACAACAUGCUGCCAACCCGAUCCACACGCCGCCAAUUCCUCCAAGACUAUCUCAGGUCGUACAAAGCCCACAGCGACGUGCCGGUUGCUGACAACAUGCUGGAUGUUUUGUGCGAUGAAGUUGACCGAUAUCGGGGCAUGCCGGGCUUCUAUUGGGGAGUCUGGGCUCUGAUCCAGGCGACCAUUUCCGAGAUCGAUUUCGAUUAUGCUUCGUAUGCUGAGGUUCGGCUAGGUGAAUAUUAUGCCUGGAGGGCGGAAGAGAGUGGCAGCCGGGCACAACAAGGCAUUGAGAUGCCUCUUCGAGAAAGAAGGUGGGCAGAAGAAUGA